AUGUCAGAGGAGGAGAAGAAAUCAGUUUUAUUGGAGUGCCACAAUAACGCUGGGACAGGGAACCACUGUGGUGAACGGGCCGAGACCGUGUGGAAAAUCAUUACAGACCAGGGACGGGAAUUUGUCAAAGAGUUAAACAGGAAAUUAUUUGAUUUAUUUGACAUUGAGCAUGCAAUAACUACUGCAUAUCACCCCCAAAGCAACGGGCAGGAUGAGAGGACAAAUCAAAACAUAAAGAGGGCAUUGAAAAAGUAUGUUGAAAAAAGCCAAAGUGAUUGGGACGUUCACCUUUCUGCUGUGGUGUCUGGCAUAAACACAGCAAAACAGUCUUCAACCAAAUAUUCCCCAUACUACCUCCUUUUCCAUCGCCAUCCCCAUCUACCCAAAAUGAUUAAUGCAUGUCCCAUGGAGGACAUAUUUGAACUGGAUGAGGCAGGAGAAACAACUGAAAGAAGAAUGUCCGAAGUUUCUCAGUUGAACCAAAAGGUCCUUCAAAAUAUUCUGUUUGCUCAGGAAAGGCAGCAGAAAUCAUAUGGGGAACGAAAGAAAAAACGUGGCCGUGUUGUCGCACUCAACACUGGCGAUGAAUGCCUCAUUUCAGCAAACCCCAAAAGUGGAGACACAACGCAUGAUGGCCCCUACAAAGUGGUGGAUAUCACUCCAAAAGGGGUCGCCACAGAUCGCUGGAUGGAGUCAAAUAUUGGAAAUGCUUGCUGCAAAAUAGUGGCAAAAACAGCACACAAAUGUGUUCUAUUGGUCAAAGAACGUGAGAUUUUGUUCCUUGGCUCUCUUCGCCCCAGUGGGUUUGGAGAUGGCACCUACCAAACAAUAUUUAGACGUAUAGCUGAUUUUCUCAACCCUGAGCCCUGGAAAGAAAAGAAGGGGGAAGACCUCCCAAAUUUCCCCCUGCAGUCGUCUGGAACUGACUGUGGUAUCUUCAUGUUGAUGUAUGCCCUCUCCAUAUGCACCAACGCACCAUUCCCUUUCAGCCAGAGUGACAUGCCAAAUAUCAGGAAGUGGUGGUGCCUUCAACUCAUGGAGAGAUUUGGCAUUGAUGGACAAGGACAUCCUUUUGCUCAUUGGAGCGACAAGGCGGAGGGAAUAAUCAAUGGCUCCCUGAGUCCCAUCUUCAGGGUGCCUAGGAAAAGGCCUUCCCAGUGA
Knipowitschia caucasica is the source of this 1161-nucleotide messenger RNA. NCBI's taxonomy places the organism in Eukaryota, Metazoa, Chordata, Actinopteri, Gobiiformes, Gobiidae. The record is from the annotation of a GenBank genome assembly.